Molecule: messenger RNA, 854 nt
Organism: Ochlerotatus camptorhynchus
Lineage: Eukaryota; Metazoa; Arthropoda; Insecta; Diptera; Culicidae
Gene: Orc6
Product: Origin recognition complex subunit 6
Exons: 2
Coding region: 65-826 (253 amino acids)
Biological process (GO): DNA replication initiation; DNA replication
Cellular component (GO): nuclear origin of replication recognition complex
Molecular function (GO): DNA binding
Source: RefSeq, a predicted model, not a curated record
CAAAAACAACACUUUUUAUUUAAAAGAAAGUAGUCAUUUAGGUAAUAAUCUAAAUAAAAUAACAAUGGCUAGUUCGGAAAAUAAACUGCUAAUUCAAAUGAUCCAUAAGCUGGGUCUUUCGCAACACGAUCAACUUUUACCGAAAUCGACAGAAUUAUUUCGGUUGUUGCAGUUAAAAUGCACCGGAGGAGCAACUAAUCUGGGCGAUUAUGCUAAGGCAACUAUCUGCAUAAAUUUAGCCACUACCCUUUUGAGUCUUCCGUUUGAUAACGAAAUCGCUCUUAAACUUUGUGCUAUGAACAAAUCCACCUAUGCAAAUGCUAAGAGAACAUCGGAGAAAAUACUUGAUAUCAGUAAAACGAUCGGCAUCAGCGAGAUUUGUAUUCAACUUGGACUAAAUCAGGCUCAGAAGGAAGCUUCUAUCCUGUUGGAGAACUACAAACGCUAUGUGGGCGGAGCUGGAAGUUCCGAAAUUGACUUCGCCCAUCCGCAAUAUGCAGCGAUGGCCGUCUAUCAAGCUUGCAAGAAGCUGAAGGUAAAACCACCUAAAACCAAACUGGUUGCGUUUAGCCACUUGAAACCGACACAGUGGAGCAUGCUGGAGAAGAAUUGGGAAAAUUUCUUGUCUAGUUUUGCUGAUGUAGAUGCGUCUGAGAAAUCGAAGGUCAGCAAAGCGAACGAAACAGAGCCAAGGCUUAUUGAAGAAACAGCGGUAGAUACACGUACGAUCGGAUUGAAGCACAGCUCACCGGAAAAAAUAGAGCCCUAUGUUAACUGGAAGAAACGAAUGCUUGAGAAAGCUUAUCGGGAAUUGAAGACUCGAUAGAUUUGCAUCUGUUUUGUACAGUUUUAUG